This is a messenger RNA of Rhododendron vialii, 927 nucleotides long. RefSeq lists its product as uncharacterized. Lineage: Eukaryota; Viridiplantae; Streptophyta; Magnoliopsida; Ericales; Ericaceae. The record is from RefSeq and is a predicted model, not a curated record. The transcript is spliced from 2 exons. Bases 1 to 927 code for a protein of 308 amino acids.
AUGGCUAUAGCAGCCAUUUACGGUGACUGGGAAGACUCAUUUGCUGAACUCCCUCAAUACCUGGAAGCUAUUAAAGAAAGGAAUCCGGGUACUCAAACCUAUAUCAUAACAAAGGAGACAGGCAGGCCGGGACAUGUUAUAUUUGAUGCUGUGUUUUGGGCUUUUAGACCUGCCAUUGAAGGAUUCAAGCAUUGUCGCCUAGUAAUUAGUGUUGAUGGUACUUUUUUGACAGAAAAAUACAAGGGAACGUUGCUUGUUGCUAUAGGCACUCAGGUCUUCUUUCAUAUCUCAAAGGUGCUCCACAAUGGAGACCUCCGGUGGCACACCACAGAUACUGCGCCCCGCCACUUGGGGGUAAACUACACACGGAGGUACAAUAAAACUGUAGGCGACCAAGUAAAACUAGCAGCCUGUGAAAUACAAGUUCGAAAGUUUGAGAUUGAGCUGCAAAAACUUCAAAGGUUUUCUAACGGUGCAGUAAAUAAGGAUCUUGAAGAGCUACCCCUACGUAAGUGGUCCUAUGCACAUGAUGAGGGUAGGCGAUACGGAUCGCGUACUACAAACCUAUCUGAGAGCUUUAAUGGAGUCCUCAAGGAAGCCAGACACCUCCCUAUAGUGGCCACAAUUAGGACGACAUUCUAUAAGUGUGUUACGUAUUUCAACAACUAUGUCGUCAAAGCAAGGGAGGGGAUCGAAUCAGGUAAAACAUUUAGCAAAUUCGCAAUGGAAAAGUACGAUGAAUGGAGGAUGAGAGCAAGAAGGCACGAAGUGAUUGAGUUUGAAAGAGAGACGAGAAUCUACGAGGUGCGAACUUCAAUGAAUCCAACUAGCCCAUAUAAAGGAAAUCACAGGCACACAGUACACUAUUUGAGCAGACAUGUACUUGCAACAAGAUGCAACAAUGGAGGAUGCCGUGCUCGCAUGUGA